AUGCCGUUGGACACAAUUUACCUGACACGCCAUGGGCAUCGGCUCAACUGGACCAUCGAUUUCCGCACGGGAACAUACAGAGCCCAAUUCCCCACGCCGACAGGGAACCCUGCAGAUCCAGCGCUGACCUCGCAUGGUGUGCGCCAGUCGCACGAGCUUGCUGCACAUAUUGCCGAUGCUCAAUUUCAUCCGAAGCCAUUCAGAGUCUAUUCAAGUCCCUUCUACCGCUGUCUGCAGACCAUCCAGCCAACAGUCGAAGAGCUGAAGAGGAUUCACGAGUCUGGAGAAAAUAACGGUAGUCAGGGUGGCCUAGGCUUGAUUGACCGGCAUGUGCAGUUCGAUGUGAGGCUCGAGAAUGGACUUGCGGAAUGGUUCGGCGCAACCAAUUUCUUUGAUCAUCCCUCUCAUCCGACAGUGGAUGAAAUGUCAAAGCACUUUCCCACGCUUCUUUCGGCGGAUAGUCUCAGCCGCGAACCACUGCUUGUUCCAUCUAGGCGGGGUGAGACGAUAGGUCAGCUUCAUGAUCGUGUUGCGACGGCGCUCGAGGGUAUUGUUGCUGAUGUUGAUGCUGAGGUAUCUGCCCUGGAGGAGACAUUGCCUGUAGAGCAAAGGACUAGUAAAGCGGUGUUGAUCUGCGCGCAUGCUGCGCCGCUCAUUGCCAUGGGCCGUGUUCUGACGGGUCGUAUGCCAGACGAUAGCUCGGAGGAGGACUUCAAUGUUUUCACGGCUGGUCUGAGUACGUUCAAGCGUAGGGGUGCGGCGGCCGGUUAUCAGGAGGGCAGUCAGGAAGCUUCUUUGGCCGAGGGGACCAGACUGGUUCGUUCGUUGGGGUCUGUGCCGCGGUGGAGGGGGCGCGGAGUCGGCGGUGGAUGGGACUGUGUUGGGAAUGGCGACUGCAGUUUCCUGAGUGGAGGUGCUGAGCGUGGAUGGCACUUUGACGGCGAGGAGAACUUCCAAUCGGGUCCCAUGGGGCCAUCAUCGGAGGCUCCUGCGACUACGGGCACUACAGCGACUACGGCUACUACGAAGCUGUGA
Penicillium salamii is the source of this 1035-nucleotide messenger RNA. NCBI's taxonomy places the organism in Eukaryota, Fungi, Ascomycota, Eurotiomycetes, Eurotiales, Aspergillaceae. The record is from the annotation of a GenBank genome assembly.